UUUAGAAAGUUGUAUGUUUUUGGAGUAAGCAAUAUUAAUCCAUGUACGAUUAUACUCCAUACAAAUAUUUGUAAAUGAUCAUCAUACUUAUCUUAACUUGUUGAACAAAGCUACCUUGGUUAUUUUUUUCAUGAUAACAUAGUACUUGACAAUUAUUGCGAUGGUUAAUUUACAUCACACUAACACUUACGAUGAAUUUGUAACAUUAAUGAAGAAAUUAGAUGGCUCUAAUCAUGAGUCUUUUAUUUUAUUUACUGGCACUCCAAAUGAAUCUGGAGAAAGUUGGUGUUCAGACUGUGUUAAUGCUGAACCAAUAAUUAAAAAUCAGAUUGAGAAAAAUAAAGAACGUUUAAAAAAUGCGAAUAUAAUUUUUGCAUAUGCUGGAAAACGAGAAGAGUGGAAAAAUUGUCCUGGAAAUCCCUUCAAAACUGACAAGAGAACAAAACUACAAUUUUUGCCUACCCUAAUGAAAUGGGGUACAUUGUACAAACUACAAGUAGAGGAAUGUUUAAAACCUGAUUUGCUCAACAUGUUAUUUGAAGAAUCUGAAGAUUAAUACUAAGUUUUAAUUUAUCAUUAUUAUUGAUAAAAAAUUAACAAAACAAACUUUAAAAUUAUUUUUCUAAAAAUAUAAUGAUUUUUAGUUAAAAUAAUUUUUGUAUAAAUAUAUUAUUAAAUUUUUUUUAAAAAUAUAAAUAUAGCUAAUAUAAUAUAAUAUAUAUAUAAUAAUGUUGUACUGUACAAUAUAAUUUAUAUAACUAAUUUUGA
Messenger RNA from Daktulosphaira vitifoliae (grape phylloxera), 768 nucleotides. RefSeq names its product thioredoxin domain-containing protein 17-like. Gene Ontology annotation, molecular function: protein-disulfide reductase [NAD(P)H] activity. The transcript is spliced from 4 exons. Bases 161 to 556 code for a protein of 131 amino acids. NCBI's taxonomy places the organism in Eukaryota, Metazoa, Arthropoda, Insecta, Hemiptera, Phylloxeridae. Gene Ontology annotation, cellular component: cytosol. The record is from RefSeq and is a predicted model, not a curated record.